Molecule: messenger RNA, 1623 nt
Organism: Hansenula ciferrii
Lineage: Eukaryota; Fungi; Ascomycota; Saccharomycetes; Phaffomycetales; Wickerhamomycetaceae
Product: Beta-catenin-like protein 1
Exons: 2
Coding region: 1-1623 (540 amino acids)
Cellular component (GO): spliceosomal complex
Source: RefSeq, a predicted model, not a curated record
AUGUCCGACGUGAGUAGACUGGACGGGCUAGAACAAGUGAGAAGUAUUAAUAUGCUAACAAGUACCCAGUAUAAGCGUAGGAAAGUUGAUGAACAAAACAUCCAUGAACAACAACAAGAUGAAAAAAUAUUGGAAUAUAUUAAGAAUGCUCAAGUAGAGGAUUUGAAACCAGAACAGUAUGAUUUGGAAUGGCUGGAGAAUCUUUCAAAACAGUUGAAACUUGCAAUAAAGGAAAACUCAUCGGUCCACUCAGAAGUUCAUUUGAAUGAAUUAAUCAAACAAAUAUCCAAUAUAACACUUGCAGAAUUACCUUUAUAUAAUGAUUUCAUUAGAUUGAAUCAAGAUUCAUUUCAAGAAUUAAUAUCACAUCCAAAUCAUGAUAUAAUAAAUCAAUUCAUAAAAGUAUUUAAUGAUCUUAUAGACUCAGAAUAUGAAGAUGAUCAAUCUGAAUUAUUGAAAUAUUUAUCACAACAUCAAAUAAUAAAUUUUUUAUCAAAUUAUUUAUCAGAAAUUUCCUCUACUGUAACAACUUUGGAUCAACAACAACAACAACAAUUACAAGAUAUCCAAGAUGUUCAAAUAACAAUAUUAACUAUAUUUAAUGAACUAACAAAUUAUGAGGAUACAAAUUUAAAGAAUGAUCUUAUAAAACAAGAUGAUUUUAUACAAUUUUUAAUCAAUACUAUACGUCAGGUACGUAAAAUUGAUGAAAUUACAUAUUAUCGAGAAUUAAUCAAUGAUUAUCUUUAUAAAUUAAGUUCAUGGGAUCCAAUACGGUUUAUUUCAAAACAUGGGUUUUAUAUUGAAGUUAUGUUGAUUCAAUUAUCAUUUUUCACAAAUCAAGAACCUGAAGAUGGUUCAACUCAAGAAAAUUUUAUUGAAACUGGUAUACAAAUUUUAUCAAAUUUAGUAUCGAAUAAAUCAGGUCGUGAAUUAUUUUUAACAAAUGAAGGAUUUGAAUUAUUAUUAAUAUUAAUUAAAAAUGGUGAUUGGGGGUUUAAAACUUUUAUUAAAAUUUCAAAUUAUUUAAUUGAAUCAAUAAAUGAUUCAAAUAAUGUUGAUUUAUCAAGUUUAAUAAUUGAUUCAAAUUAUUUCUUAAAUCAUGUUUUCAAAAAUUUAAAUAAAUUCAAAAAUGAUCGUGAUGUUAUUUAUCAAAUAUUGAAAAUUUUAGUUAAAUUAAUAAUUUUUUUACCAUUUAAUUCAGAUCAAAGAAUAAGAUUAAUAAAUAAAUUAAUUAAUAAGAAUUAUAAAUCUCUUAAUGUUAUUUUGAAAAUAGAAACUAAAUAUGAUCAAAAUGUUUCUAAAUUAGAUAUAAAAGCUUCAGAAUCAAAUGAUACAGUAUAUUCAUUUGAUGAAUUAUAUAUUGAUAAGAUUGAAAAUGGGUUAGAUAUUUUACAACAAAUUAGUAUAUUUAAAUCAUGGUUAUUAAUUGAAGAUGAUAAAUUGAAAAAUGAUAUGAUUCAUAUGAAAUAUUUUAAUUUAGAUAAAUUAAGAAAUAUACUUACAGGUUAUAAAGAUGAAUUAAAAUUUAAUAUUGAAAAUACAACGAAUCAAGAUUUAAAGAAUGAAUUUUUUGAAUAUACCACCAUGAUUAACGAACUAUUGGCUAACCUAUAUACAUGA